Babesia bigemina is the source of this 4005-nucleotide messenger RNA. RefSeq lists its product as hypothetical. Lineage: Eukaryota; Apicomplexa; Aconoidasida; Piroplasmida; Babesiidae. The coding region runs from base 1 to 4005 and encodes 1334 amino acids. The record is from RefSeq and is a predicted model, not a curated record. The transcript has a single exon.
AUGAAAGAAGGCAGAGAUAACGUCGAGAGAGUUGCUAAGGGGUUAACAUUUGUUAGCGACGAUUUGGAAAAAUGGAGAGAGGCGGCGCACACUGUGCUUAGCACUGCGGUUGAUAAUGCUGUAGAGGUGCAUAAAGCGUUGGAUCCUGCAAGAAAUAGCUCGACGCUUGGCACUGAAAUUCAUAAAAUUGAUACAGCUAGACAGGGCAUAGUUGAUGCAAACAAGGAGCUUGAAAGCCAAGUGAAAAGUCUCAACAAGUGGAUUCAGGAUGCCGAAGAUAUCCGCCAAAAGGCUGAGACUAAGGCCAGGGAAGCGUAUGAUAAGUUGAGUGUUCAUGAGGAGCUUAGCAAGAAUGUGAAGAAAAUUAUGGAAGCAAAGGAAAAAAUUGUAGGAGUCAACAAGAGUGUUAACACGCAUAUUGGGAGUCUGAAGCAGUGGAAUGAGAAAGCUAAGGAAGUGCUCGACGGGGCAGUCACUAAGGCGCAGGAAGUUCAUAAUAGGUUGAAAGAUAAUGUUGGCCUAAAAGUUGAAGAAAUAAAAAAGAGUAACGAAGCAAUUAAAGAAGCUAAUGCAAAGCUCGGCGACGAAGUUGCCAAUCUAGGUAACUGGAACACCGCCGCCAGGAAAGUCAUUGAGAUGGCAGACAAGAAGUGUGAUGAGAUACUCAAGAGGGUUGAUAAAAAUCAUAAUCAGCCGAAAGAUGUUGAAAUUUAUAAGCAAGCUAAACAUCUACAGGAUCACGGCAAAAAGCUUCUAAAGGCUGCCAAAGAUGCUAAGCAGAAAGUUGAAUCCAAGGUCAAGGAGGCUUUGGACGCCGUGAAGGAUAUGGACGCAGAUCUCAAGAAGGAUUUGAAGGUGGUGAAGGAUAAGAUUAAGGAAGGGAUUAAAGAUGUGAUGAGUGAGUUUAAAGUUGGUGAUUUGGGGAAAGAGGUGGAAAAGGAUUUGAAGCAGUUGAGGGAGAGGAUUGUUAAGCUAAGUGAAAACGGUAAGGCCGAUGGUCUUUUUAGAGGGCAGUUGAAAGCUCUUGAUCAGGAAACUCAGAGUGUUAAGCAGAGGAUUAACAAAAUUAAGAGUGAGACGGAUAAGCAGCUUGAGGAUCAAUUUAGGACGAAGAUCAAGGAGCCGCUUGACGUUAAAGUCAAAGCAGUCGAAGAAGCGAUUGCGAAGGUUUACGAGAGAUUUAAUUCACAAGACGGUAGUGUAUCAUCGGAGAAUAAAAAGAAACUUCAAAAGAUUUUCGAGCAUAUUAGAGGACAGGUUGCAGAUAUUAAGGGGAUGAAAGGUGGCAACACUGGUCUGGAUGGCAUUGUCGCGAACGUAAAGGGUCUGUAUAACGCGUUUGUUCAGGGCAACGGCAAAGGGGUUGACGCAAGAGUAGAUGGGUGGCUUGGAAGUAUUUUGGGAAUCAAUGAGAAUCAACGAGUGACGCAUACUGAUGGGAUGAAGGCUGUGACAUCGUGGAUUAAAGAGUAUAAUGGCAAAGCUAGGAGGCUUGAAGACGCUUUGAAAAUUGUUAAGGAUCAAAUUAAGGGUGCUCUUAGCAGCCAAAUUAAAGCAGGUCAGAGGGUGAUUACACAACAAGAUGUAGAAGAUAACAUUGUAAAAAAUCUUACGAAGGUCAAAGAGGCUUGCCGAGCAUUUGUAGAAGAGCUGGAUAAGAAGCUGACAGACAAGCAAAUUACACAAUUUGCCAAUCCGAUAGUUAGCACAAUUCAGAGUAGGUUGAGGCCAGGGCAGAGGCUACCGGCUGUUAAUGACGAAAAACUCACCGCUGCCGUUAGAGCUGCCCUUAUUGCACUUUGCAGUUGCGUCAAACAGGUAGCGGCGGAAGUAGAUUAUCUAGGCAUAAGCCUGUUUGGCACAAUUAUAGACGAAACCAAGCAGGCUGUUGAUGAUCGUCACGGUAAGCUUGCACGAACAACUAACACGGGCACCCCUGGCAAAGCGAACCCCGACCCUGGCACAGCGCAAGCCGUGGACAAGGCGAUAGAGGGGGUGAAGGAAAUGGUUGACAACACGAUUAAAGAGAAAUUUGAGAACGAAGUUAAGAAGCCUGUUGAAGAGGCCGUCAAUGGCCUUGACACUGCCGUUCAAGCUUACGACAAGAAAGCUAGGGAGCAAGUCAAGGAUGCGGCCAAGGGGGCGAUUGACAAGGCGGCUAAUGUGAUUAGUGACAGCACUGGGAAAAUAGAAUUGGGUGGGAACAAUAAACUCAUGAAAAAUUUUAGUAAUGCUCACAAGGAGAUCACAACGAACCUCAAACCGAAACUUGAAAAAUUACUCAAUGACCACAUUGGGAGGGAUGACACGCGUGAUGGUAAGAGAGAACAAAUCAAACUGUCGAGAGAUUUUAAAAGAUAUGAUGAUCAUGUAAGCAUUGGCUCUCUAACGGACUACGUGUAUGGUCGACUUUCUCUAGCGAUAGAGAAGGUUAGGGAUGAGGGGCUGACUGAUAUUAAUAAGCAUGUUGGUAAGAGAGCUGGCGAUAGGACUGAAGAAAUAGACAUCACUGGUUCGUGCAGCAAAGUAGAAAAAGAGCUAAAAGAUAUCGUCGAUCUACUUACUCACAAUGACAAAAUAAUACUCGACUAUGGCGACAUAACAAACAGAGGAGUCAAAACGUUGUUGACUGAGCUCGAUGAUGGACUUACCAAACCAGUCCCUGGUGUUUUUGACAAAGGCCUUGAAACAAUCACAAAGGUUAUUGGAGACCUGCAAAGAGACACGUUUGAUACUAAGUCCAAGACCAUUGAGGAAGCCGCCGCAGAAAUUAGGAAGGAGGUUGAAGUACUUAAGAAGAAGUUGCUGAGUGAUGGUGGUAAUGAUGACGUUAUUAACGCAUUAAAGGGGUUGAAGGAUACUGGUAUGUCGAGUGGAACAUGGAACGGCAAAGGUGGCAGUCCAAUAGAUGGUCUCAAGAAAAUCGAGAGUGAGCUCGAAAGGUAUAAUGAGGUGUUAGGGAAGCAACCUGGUAUAAUCGGCGAUGCCGUCUACGGAAUUAGGGAUGCACUUGCAAGAAUCAAAAUUAAGUUGAAUGAGCCCCUCACUUAUGAUGACGUCGUGCACCAUUUGACAAGAUUAGAAAAAAAGAUUGGUAUAGGUGAUGAGAAUAAUGAAUACAGUCUUCAGAAAAUAAUCAAAGCGAUCAACAAGCUAAGAGCGGGGCAAUUUAGUGUAAACCCGAAAGCCAUCCAGCGAGCCGCGGGUGAAUUUAUUAAAGAACUUAGACUGAUUCAGUAUGUUUUGAAAGGUGAGCGAAACAAUGACGUAAUUAUAACGUUGAGUGAUUUGAAGAAUGUCGGCUUAAGCGUAAAUGAUUGGCACAAGCAUGAAAACGCAAAAGGUCUCCAUAAAAUCGAAAAUGAACUCAAACUUCAACAAAGUCAGUUGAACGGGCAACCGAAACUAAUAGGCUCAGGCGUGGAACAAAUUGCCAAUGUGCUGGAAGAGGUGCGAACUGCGUUACAGAGUAUAGACGGAGGUACGAAAGGUGACGUGAUAAACAGAUUGGGAGCUCUACUAAGAGAUGCAUUCAAUGGCUCAGAGUGGCAGAAUGGUAGAGGUAAAAAAAUCACUAGUCUCGGCAAAAUUAAGCAGGACCUUCACCAGCAGAAGGAGAGUUUGGCUCAGCAAUAUGAAACAAUUGACAAAGCAACCGAAAGCGUAAUGCACGAAACACAGGAUAUGCUUAGAAAGGCAAGCCAGAAGUUAAGUAGUGAUCUCAUUAGUGAUACCAUCGUGAAGAAUUUACAGUUGUUAGAAAAGAUGAUUGUCCGUGGUCAAAAUGGCGAUGACAGUCUUCAAGGAAUGUAUGAGAAGAUUAGUGGACUGCAAAAUGAGGAAAUCCAUAAAAGUUCCGAAGCCAUCUUUGCAGCGAAGCAACAGGUUGGCAAGGAACUUAAAAGGCUUAAAGAUAAAUUACAAAUCGAUGUUAGCAAUAAAUUGGAAGACUUGGUGAUAAAUGGGUUCGGCCUCCUUAUUAAAUUAAGUUAUCUCAUCUUAUAG